Messenger RNA from Aspergillus niger, 1611 nucleotides. RefSeq lists its product as uncharacterized. The transcript has a single exon. The record is from RefSeq and is a predicted model, not a curated record. The annotation marks the transcript as partial. Lineage: Eukaryota; Fungi; Ascomycota; Eurotiomycetes; Eurotiales; Aspergillaceae.
AUGUCGACCCUGUCACACGAACCUCGGCAGUCCCGGGACACCCUACAAUCCUCCGCACAUCUCGAUCUGCGAGAUGAAAACGCAACCGAUUUCGCCAAGUUCAUUGAAUCCCAAAGCCCCAUCACCGGAUCCACAGGAGCCCGGGAGAUGCUCAAGGCCGGGCAGAGACGGCUCCGACAACUCGCUCAACGUCCGAAAAAGAGUACAGACCCCAGGACGAAGGCCGAAGAGUCAGCGCGGCAAUUGCUUGCCCUUCAGGAAGGAGGCUUCUUGCCGACGAGUGUUCCUGUUCCUGCUGGAGUACCUUCCAAGCGGUCGAGCCACAAGAAAAGUCUGGACUCGAGCCGGUCUUCCUCUCGUUCCAUCUCCAACCUCAGUUUCAUGGCGAACUCUAGAAGGGAUGUAGAGAGCAUUGGGCAGCCGUGGCUCACGGAUCCGCUCGAAAAGAAGGACAGACCGGAGGUUAGCACAAAUCAUUUGUCUGCGCUGGAUCUACGGGAGCUGACAUCUUUGGUGGAGGCUGCGGUAACCACCCCCCCGCACUUCGAUGACGCGAAUCCCCCGCCGUACCAGCCACCCACGCCGGCAAAGGAUGUCAAAGUGGACGCACAGUGCGAUAGCCAGGACCCUGCUGUUGCUGUUACUGUUACUGUCGCCGACACCACAUCCGGAUCUAAGGAGAAACAGUCGCUCGAACCCAGCGACGCGGCGAACCCCAGCAUUCAAGUCGACAGCAGUGAAGAGAAAAUACCCGACACAAGGUCUCCGGAUGAUGUAUCAAAAGAUGGAAGGGCGUCAGACAAAGACCAGGUGGGUAAUCUCUCGGGAGUCCAAAAUACUUGCAAGUCUAACAUUUUGCAGUCUGGUCUCAAGACAGAUUCAGGUCUCGCAAUCGACCCAGAAGCAGUUAACAAGCCUGCUACGAGCUCGUCUGGAAGCUCUUCAACAUCGACAAGCCAAACCACUCCGUCUCUGAAGCUUUUCCCUGACACAAUGCCCCCGCGCAAUUCGAGUAAAGGGGCCUGGCGCAUCUCCAAUGCUCGCUCGCUCGCUCUCAACAGACCUCUCCCUGCGAGCCCCGAUCCGGAGCAAAGUAGCAUGGAUUCAAAUAAAGAAUGUCCCCAACCGAUCGAUAGCACCACGGUCAAAGAGGACUGCGGUGCUCAGGAGGUAUCUGAGCCGAUACGAUCUACUUCUUCUGAUGUUGGGAAAUCGGACAAGGAGCCCUUGGCAAGCGUGGCGAGCGAAAAUAAUUCGCAGAAGAAAGGAUCCCGCCGACCUUCAUCCCUGCCAAUGUGCACAAUCGAUGCGUUCCCUCUGCCAGCACCCAUGAGACCCCUGCCUUCGCUGCCAGAAUCAACUGCAGCAAGUGGUGCUCAUAGUCGCAGCACCUCCAGGUCUGCGCCUCUUGCGAGACUAGUGUUGGAUGAGAGAAACCAGGCCUCUAAUGCGCAUGAUGAGUCAACCCUUGGCACACCGGCUAACACUCUUCCCUUGGUACGGGCAGGUCAGAGUCGGGCCGAACGAGUUCAUGCGUUGAAGAUGAGAGACAUGUCGGCGAGCCGUCUUUAUCUUAAGGACUCGGAGACUCCUCGCGAGGAAGAAGAGGAU